AUGCCAUUUAGAUUCGCCGAACUCUCGACCGCCAGGAAAUCCGAGAGACACUCGAAAGCCGUCAGCCAUACCUCGUCAAGAGCUGCAUCUGCCAAAGGAAUGCCUCUACCGCCUCCGCCUCCGCCACCACCUCCUCCACCGCCUCACUUUCUACCAGAUCGGAGUGCCGCAGCAUCUCCAGCCAGUUUUGAGUAUGAUAACGGGACAGGAAUGCUGGAUCCUCAGCUUGUCCGAGACCAAGGUUUACCCCUGCAUGUGAAAACCACUGAUCAACUUGCUGCUUUCAUCAGGUCACGCGGCCAGGAUGAAUGGUCGCCAGUCUCUUCUUCGCAUUAUUCAGUGGAUUGGCCAGCACCUGCUCGCUCUGAAUCUCUGCAUCGUACCAACUUAGGCUUGCAUUCACCAUCAAUGGACACCUCACAGCCCCACAGUCGCCGUCCUAGAACCGUUGCCGAUCCGCUGCUCGCUGGGAUCAGCAGAAGGUACGUAGCUCCAACCGUCGUGCUGACUUUGCCGGGAACAACACGAAAACACAAGUACGAGGGAUAUUGGCUGGCCAAGGGCACUGUGCGUAAGGCUCAUGUCGAAGCCAAAAUCAAGAAGGACAAGCGAUGCAGGAAAAAGCCGAAGGAUGCCAGAGUCGACCCGGAAAAGAGGUACGUAGAAACCAGUGGCUGGUACGAUGAUUAG
Molecule: messenger RNA, 690 nt
Organism: Capronia epimyces CBS 606.96
Lineage: Eukaryota; Fungi; Ascomycota; Eurotiomycetes; Chaetothyriales; Herpotrichiellaceae
Exons: 1
Coding region: 1-690 (229 amino acids)
Source: RefSeq, a predicted model, not a curated record